Messenger RNA from Dictyostelium discoideum AX4, 2625 nucleotides. RefSeq lists its product as hypothetical. The transcript has 3 exons. NCBI's taxonomy places the organism in Eukaryota, Evosea, Eumycetozoa, Dictyosteliales, Dictyosteliaceae. Bases 1 to 2625 code for a protein of 874 amino acids. The record is from RefSeq and is a predicted model, not a curated record.
AUGGAACAACAGCAACAUCAUAAUUCUUUUUUUGGUAAAUUAUUACUUGGAUUACUUGGAAAAAAAACAUUACCAAAUUCAACAAUCUCAUCACCAUGUUCACCUUCAUUACCAGAAUCAACAAUUCAAUGUGAACCAACAUUUAUAUCAACAUCAACAACAAUAGAUAAUAAUAAAAAUAAUUCAAGUUCCUCUUCUUCACCAAUAUCAUCAUUAAAAAUUAUUAAUAACACUGAAAAUGAAAAUGAAAAUGAAAAUUUAAUUAAUGAAAUAACAAAUACAUCUUUAUUACCAAGUAGUGUUGAAAAAGAUGAAAUCUAUAUUAAAAAAUUAGCAGUUAAAUUUGUUGAUGAUUCAAUUCCAACAGAAUAUGAAAGAAAGAAAGUAUAUAGUAAAUUUAGAAAACAGUUAAAUGAAAACGAUGAUAAAGAAAUGGUAUUUAAUGAAUUUUAUAAUAAAACUAAACAUUUCUAUCAUGAUAACAAUAUAAAAGAAGAUAUUCAAAAUUUAAUUAAAAUAAGGCCAAUUCAAUUUUUAGAAUUAAAAGAAAGAGAAAUUCAAAGAAUUGAAAAUUCAUUAAUCGAUUUCCCACAAUAUAAAGAUAAAUUAUUAAAUUUGGUUGAAAAUAUUUUAAAUCCAUUUGAAAAUGAUUUUUUAAAAAAUAUUGAAGAAAUUUAUCCAAAAUUAUGGUUAUAUAGUAAAACAAAGAAAUUUAUAAUUUCAAAUAAAAUUUAUAUUUAUAAAAAGGUUAAAGAUGAGGCAUUUAAAGAAUUUGGAGAAUAUGUUGAUAAAUUAAUAAUGAUAAAUCAAAAUAGAGAAUUUGAAAAUGAAAAAAUAAAGCAAUUUAAAAAAUCUGGUAAAGAUACAUAUCUAUUACCAAAAAGAAUUAUAAUUGGUGCAGUUUUACCACCAACAAUGAAUAGAAAUCAACAUGAAAAAGAUCAAUUCUUUGUAUUAAUAUUUAUAGUUUAUUUAAUUCAAAAUUCAACAUUAUUUUCAAUUUCAAAAUUAAAUUUUAUAAAUAUAAUUAAAAAUACUAUAAAAUAUUUAUAUAUUGAUAAUGAUGAAGAUUUAAAAGAAUUUAUAAAAAUUAAUAAUGACGAUAAUGAAGAAGAAGAAGAAGAAGAUGAUGAUGAUGAUGAUGAAAAAGAACAUGAAAAAGAAGAUGAUGAUGAUGAUGAUGAGGAUGAUGAUGAAGAAUUAAAUAAUAAUUAUAAAUCAUUAAUUAAAUUAUUAAAAAGUGGUGAUUAUUAUUGUUUAACAGGUACUGGUGUAUCAAUUGGUUUAGCAGAAUCAUAUAUUUCAAUAUUAACAUGGGAAGGUUUAAUUAAUAGUAUAUCAGAGGAAUAUUCAUCAUCAUCAAAUAAUGAAGAUACAUUAUUAAAACAUUUAAAUGAAAUGAUUAGUAAAAAAGAGAUAACAUUAGUUGAAGCAGUUGAUUUAUUAAAUUUAAAUUAUAAUUCAAAAGGUUUAGAUUAUAAAAAAACAGUUUAUAAAAUUUUAAAUAAUGCACAACCAACCAUAUUUUCAAAUCCAUCACAAUCAAUUGCAGAGAUUAUUAGAUCAUUAUCAGUACCAAUUAUAACCACAAAUUACGAUCAUCUAUUGGAAACCUGUUUAAAUAGACAAUCAUUCGAUUCAAUUGGUACAAAUAAACAUGGUAAUAAAUUCAAUGACUUUAAAGAUCAUCGUGAAAAAGUUUACCAUAUUCACGGUUCAAUGGAUAAUAUCGAUGGAAUUUGUUUAUCUAGAGAUGAAUAUACACUAUCAACACCAUUUUUCUUAUCAACUUGUGCACAAUUAAGAAAUAAAUCAUUUUUCAUUCUUGGGUUUGGUUCAGGUUUAACUGAUGAUCAUUGGUUACCAUUUUUAAAACAUUCAUCUGUAAAUCAUUAUUGGAUUUGUUCAAAAGAAUCUUUAAUUAAUAAAGGUACUAGAGAAUUUGCACUUUCUUCAAAUCAAAUUACAAAUGUUAGAAUAGUUGAAUAUUUACGUGAAAAUUCUUCUUCCUAUGUAAAUUUCCUUUGGAAAUUGGUUUUUAACUCAAAUGUUGAACAAAUUACAUUUUCAAAUACUUUAACCAUUAAUCAAAUUUCAAAAUCUUUUAAUUUAACAUUAUCUUGGGAUUCAAUAAAUUCAAAACUUUUACAUCAUAAUUCAACAACUUUAAAUAAUAUUGAUAAUGAUAAUAAUUAUAAAAAUAAUAAUAAUGAAAAUAAUGAUGAUAAACAAUUAUUUUACUAUGAAAAUGUUUUUAUUAAAAAAUUAAAUCAAUCAAUUACAAAUAAUUAUUAUAAAAAAUCUAAAUCAAUUAAAGUUUUAUUUUUUACAAAUGAUAUAAAAUUAAUAAAUUGUAAACCAAUAUUUAUAGCUGGUGGAUUUAAUCAUUGGAAAAAAGAAAAAGUUGAAUUUAUAAAGAAUGAAAAAACAAUGUUUUAUCAAUUCGAAAUUACUUUACCAGUUGGAAAAAAUUUUUAUCAGUUUUCAAUUGAUAAUGACUUAAAAUUAGUUAUUAAUCAACCAACUGGAAAAUAUAUAAUGGAUGAAAAGAAAUCUGAUCAUUAUUUAACUAAAAAUAUAAUUGAUUCCCAAAUGAAUCCAAAUCCAAUAGAAUUAAAAUUUUAA